This is a messenger RNA of Gryllus bimaculatus (two-spotted cricket), 261 nucleotides long. The record is from the annotation of a GenBank genome assembly. Lineage: Eukaryota; Metazoa; Arthropoda; Insecta; Orthoptera; Gryllidae.
AUGGGCAAGAGCGGCACCACGCUGGGCUCCCCGUGCUGGAUGGCGCCCGAGGUGGUGGCCGCGCGCGACGCCGACGGCUACGACAACCGCGCGGACAUCGUGCGCAACCCGCCGCCCGCGCUCUUCCGCCCCGCCAACUGGACGCAGAUGUUCAACGACUUCAUCGCAGAAUGCUUGACAAAGAACCCUGAGCAUCGUCCGUACAUGGUUGAAAUUCUGGAGCAUCCAUUUUUGACAGAAUUGCAGCAGAAUGACUAUACU